Molecule: messenger RNA, 174 nt
Organism: Prorocentrum cordatum
Lineage: Eukaryota; Dinophyceae; Prorocentrales; Prorocentraceae
Source: the annotation of a GenBank genome assembly
GUUGAGUUCGAACCGCUGACGGUCGUCACUCUUCCGACGGUGUUCCGCGCCGGCGAGACCGUGGCCGCCAGGCUCGAGGACGAGGUCCUCUGGGCCCUGCACACGGUCGACGGCUCCAGCAAUGGUGGGGGCAAGAUCCAGCUCACGCAGGUGUGCAUCUGCAGCAACGUCAAG